CUUCCCUCGCUCUUUGCCCCGCCAGCCGCAGGGGAAUGCUGGGUUUGCUCUCUCAGCCUGACUUUAUUUUGCUGCCAGCCUUGCUGUGAGGGCCGCGGAGGCGCGUCUUGGCUGCGUGAGGAGCAGGGCUGGCUCACGGAGCUGAUGCACGGCUCUUCCAUCUUCUGCUCGCAGUGCUGACUCGCCUUUGACUGAGGGAUUUGCUUAAUGCACCUCUCCUAUGCGUCUGCAUUUAUUCUGGGCAUCCAUAGGGUAUCUUGAUAAGUGUCUCAGGUCUUUUGAACUUUAAGGUAAGAGCCCCAAAGAUGGGCUUAUAAGCUUUCAGGGCAGGAGCUGCAUUUCUCUUUUCCCAGCCAGUACCUCGGGGGUCUCAAGCAGUGACUGUCAUCUUCACAAGCAACUUUAUACCCAACUAAAACCAGUGAGAGACUGAGCGUCAGUUUUCCUGCUUUGAGGGCCUCGUCAGCAAGCUGAGAAAUUGAGAAAGGCUGGCUAAAAACCUGUGUUUGCCUUCUUAGAGAUGGAGAGGGUCACUGGGAGCGUGGGUUGCAGGGCUGCUCGCGGGAAGCUGCUGCCCUGGCAGGGCAGUACAGUGCAUCAAAGCAAACCUUUGCUCCUUGGGUUUGCUCUGGCUGAGCGGCCAACUGGAGGGAGCCGUUAGGGAGGAAUUAAAAUGGAAGCCCCUGGUGGCAAAGGGCUAUUUACCUUCUGAGGAAUUAAACUCCCAUUUUAUUUCUCUUGGGUUUUGAGUGCCGAAAGGAGCAAAUCGGGCUGUGUGGUGUGUUGCGUCCCUCUGGCCGUUGCCCAGGUGUGGGAGGGCUGCGAUGUGCACAUUGCCGCAGCUCAGCUUUUGCACCAACAUUGAAAUGUCCCUGAAAAAUUUGGGAACUGCAGCAUCCUUAGGGCAUUCCUGGCCCUACCACUGUUGGUGGGAAGGGCAUGGCUCGCACUGCUGUGGUGGGGCCAGCCCCAGCGUGGGUCUGUGGUUGCUGCGUGUGAUCCAAAACCUGUGCUCUGAAGCCUCGGGUCUGUCUUCCUCCACAGCUGAGCUUUGUGAUUGACCAUGAACGCUAGUGGCCCUGGCUAUCCGUUAGCUUCUCUCUAUGUGGGAGACCUCCACCCGGAUGUGACCGAAGCCAUGCUCUACGAGAAGUUCUCGCCUGCUGGGCCCAUCAUGUCCAUCCGAGUCUGUCGGGAUGUUGCCACACGCCGAUCACUGGGCUAUGCCUACAUAAACUUCCAGCAGCCUGUGGAUGCUGAGCGAGCCCUGGACACCAUGAAUUUUGAAGUGAUCAAAGGCCGUCCCAUCCGCAUCAUGUGGUCCCAGCGGGACCCCGGGCUCAGGAAGUCGGGGGUUGGAAACGUCUUCAUCAAGAACCUGGACGACUCCAUUGAUAAUAAAGCCCUGUACGACACGUUCUCUGCCUUCGGAAACAUCCUGUCGUGCAAGGUGGUUUGUGAUGAAAACGGAUCCCGUGGCUAUGGCUUUGUUCACUUUGAGACUCAUGAGGCAGCGACUCGGGCCAUUGAGACCAUGAAUGGGAUGUUGCUCAACGACCGGAAGGUAUUUGUUGGCCAUUUCAAAUCCCGCAAAGAGCGUGAGGCAGAGUUUGGGGCUAGGGCGAUGGAGUUCACCAACGUCUACAUCAAAAACUUUGGGGAUGACAUGGAUGAUGACAGACUGCAGGAAAUAUUCUCCAAGUUUGGAAAGACGCUAAGUGUCAAAGUCAUGAUGGACAACACUGGCCGCUCAAAGGGCUUUGGAUUUGUCAACUUCGAGAAGCACGAAGAAGCCCAGAAGGCGGUGGCCGACAUGAAUGGGAAGGAGAUCAAUGGGCGGGUAGUGUACGUGGGCCGAGCCCAGAAGCGGCUGGAGCGCCAGAGCGAGCUGAAGCGGAAAUUUGAGCAGAUCAAGCAGGAGCGAGUGAGCAGGUACCAGGGGGUCAACCUGUACGUGAAGAACCUGGAUGAUGGGAUAGAUGAUGAGAGGCUGAGGAAGGAGUUCUCUCCUUAUGGCACCAUCACCAGUGCCAAGGUGAUGACAGAGGGUGGCCACAGCAAAGGGUUUGGGUUUGUAUGUUUUUCCUCCCCAGAAGAGGCUACCAAGGCCGUGACGGAAAUGAACGGACGGAUCGUCAGCACUAAGCCCCUCUAUGUCGCGCUCGCUCAAAGGAAAGAGGAGCGGAAAGCAAUCCUCACCAACCAGUACAUGCAGAGAUUAGCCACCAUGAGGGCCCUGCCUGGCCCUCUCCUGGGCUCCUUCCAGCCCCCCCCGGGGUACUUCCUACCCCCCAUCCCGCAGCCGCAAACCAGAGCUACCUUCUACAGCCCUAGCCCAGUUAUCCCAGUCCGUCAUGCCACUCGCUGGAGUGCGCAGCCCUCCCGGCCUCCCUCAGCAUAUCCUGCAGCUACCCCCAUCCUGAGGGCUGCCGCGCCGCCUCGGCGCCUGCUGUCCAACAUCAGCACCAUGAGACAGGCCUCCACCCAGGUGCCCCGUGUGCCCCCCCAGGCCCAGAGAGUGGCCAACAUUGGGACGCAGACGGUCAGCGCCCGGGUGCCCUCCUCGCCCACCCUGCCGCGGGGUGCCCCGCAGUACAAGUACUCCUCAGCUGUCAGGAAUGCCCACCCGCCCGUGGUGGCCCCACAGGCGGGAGAACCUGCUGUGCAUGUCCAGGGGCAGGAGCCGCUGACAGCAUCCAUGCUUGCAGCAGCCCCUCCUCAGGAGCAGAAGCAAAUGAUAGGUGAGCGCCUCUACCCUCUGAUCCAUGCAAUGCAUCCCUCGCUGGCUGGCAAGAUCACUGGGAUGCUGCUGGAGAUUGAUAACACGGAGCUGCUGCUGCUCCUAGAGUCCCCCGACUCCCUGCACUGCAAGAUCGAGGAAGCAGUGGCUGUUCUCCAAGCGCACCAGGCUACCGAGACAUCGCACAAGAGCAGCACCACGGCAUUCCUGCAGUGACCCCGGACUUCAGGACUGAUAGCAAGCCCUGAGAACAUUGCCUUUGAAGAACAGCAGUGGCAAGCCCACCAUGCUUUUGGAAUCGUGCCUGUACAGUGACCCUGGCUUGUCUUCAGUGCCCCAUCCUAUUUUUUUGUGUGUAUUGUAAACCUGGCAGAAUUUCUUCUUCCUGCACCUGUAAAAAAAUUCCAACGUUAAUUCUUUUCUCGCCACUGAAAGCAUCUUGUGAAAAUGUAGUGUGGAACCUAGCCUGAUUCAGUUGCCCAGGAAAUGACAAGUGCUGAUCAUCAUUUUUAGUGAAUUUAUUGAGUUCUGUAGUUUUAUUUGUUCCUGUAGCUGACACUAAUAAAGAACUGAUGCUUCUACCCCCAAAGCAUGGGUUAGUUCCC
Molecule: messenger RNA, 3345 nt
Organism: Harpia harpyja (harpy eagle)
Lineage: Eukaryota; Metazoa; Chordata; Aves; Accipitriformes; Accipitridae
Gene: PABPC1L
Product: poly(A) binding protein cytoplasmic 1 like
Exons: 15
Coding region: 1064-2956 (630 amino acids)
Cellular component (GO): cytosol; nucleus; ribonucleoprotein complex
Molecular function (GO): poly(A) binding; poly(U) RNA binding; mRNA 3'-UTR binding
Source: RefSeq, a predicted model, not a curated record